CAGGUGGAACCCUAUCAAUCUAAAACAUCUGGAAACCAUUACCUCCGCUUCCCCUGAGCCAGCUUGUACAAACCUCUUUUCACCAGCCACUCUCGCCUCUCUACAUUAAGAAAGAUCCAGAUUAUAAUAAAUUCGCAACCAUGAAGCUCUUCUACAUCGGAGUUCUGAAGAAUGAGAAGCCGUCACCUGCCGUCGAGCUAUGUGCGGAAAAGGAUCUCAGCACAUUCGGUCGCUUCACGAGAGGAGGUGCAAGCGAAUUCAUGACUUUCUUCAGUAAGAAAGUCGCCGAAUCAACGGGUGCCGGACAACGACAGGACGUCGAAGAGCAAUCAUACACCAUUCACGCAUUUGGCCGGUCCGAAGGCGUCGCAGGCAUUAUUAUCAGCGACCACGACUACCCACCGCUCGUAGCGCACCAGCUUUUAUCCAAGGUCGUCGACGAGUUCCUCUCGCGCAACCCGCGCUCCUCAUGGUCUACUACGACCGCCGACUGCCAGCUUCCCUUUCCUGAACUCAAAGACUACAUUGUGAAAUACCAGGACCCGCACCAGGCGGACAGCAUCCUGAAGAUCCAAAAGGAGCUGGACGAGACAAAGAUUGUGCUGCACAAGACGAUUGAAAGUGUUUUGGAGCGUGGCGAGAAGAUUGACAGCCUGGUGGCCAAGAGUGACGGUCUAAGUUCUCAGAGUAAAAUGUUUUACACGCAGGCCAAGAAGCAAAACUCAUGCUGUAUCCUCAUGUAAAACCAGAGAUCCAUUCCUCUACUUUCCCCGCACCUUUAUAUCUCUCACACCGUCUCCUCAAACCUCUUGACUACUUCUUUGUCUCCUCUCUCAUCUGAUACUCGGUGACGACAUCAUCUUGUUUCCCGCCUGCUUACUUUCUUUAUUUUCUUCCUCUUUUUUCCUCUUCUUAUUGUUUUCCCAACAAAGACAUAUGGGCGCCUUAAUUUUUUCCUUUUCUGUCAUGUUCAUGUCAUCUCAGUAACUUUAUUGGAGUUGUUUGAGCGGGUUUUUCUUUCGUCUUUCAAAUGGUCAAAGUCUGUUUCGAUUUCAGAUCCUAGAUCCUCGUUUUUCCAUUCUCUGUCCAAUCACUGGUCAUUUGCUUUAGUAUUGCCCACACCACAACACAUCACAACACCUUAACAAUUCACACAUAUACGAUGCUUCGUUCUGAAUCUGAUAUCGGUAUACUACGGAGUAUUACAUAGCAUCACAAGUUCAAUUCAAUAUCUACACU
Molecule: messenger RNA, 1239 nt
Organism: Xylona heveae TC161
Lineage: Eukaryota; Fungi; Ascomycota; Xylonomycetes; Xylonales; Xylonaceae
Product: snare-like protein
Exons: 5
Coding region: 141-743 (200 amino acids)
Biological process (GO): endoplasmic reticulum to Golgi vesicle-mediated transport
Cellular component (GO): membrane; Golgi apparatus
Molecular function (GO): SNAP receptor activity
Source: RefSeq, a predicted model, not a curated record